AGUCCUUGCUCUGGCUCGAGGGCUGGUGAUUUGUCGGCGGCAGCCCUCGCCACCGCCAUCGCCGAGGCCCCCGCCGCCAGAUUAUUAUAUAUCCAGCCUGCGGGGUCGGCCGGCCUGCCGGGGACCAUGAUGAUGCGCCGGGGAAUGUUCGCCGAGCCCGACGACGGCGCCUGGGCGGCUCGGCGCCGGGGGAUGUUCGCCGAGCCGGAGGAGGACGACGCGGACCCUGCGCCGAUGCGCCGGGGGAUGUUCUCGGAACCCCGGAAGGUGCCGCUGCCACAAGACGAGCUCUACCAGUACAGGGUGAAGAACACGUUCAUCGACUCCUUCGAGGACGAGGAGGAGGAGACGCCCAUGGAGUUCGGCAUGAAGAGCUGCCCAGCAGGCAUCUGGAAGAACGCUUUCAUUGCCCAGCCGCAGCAGCCCUUUGUCAAGGCACCCAUGAAGGCCAGAUUCGGCGUGGACCUCAGCCUGGAGAUGGCCAGGCAGUUCGAGGCGUACAUGAGGGCGUCCGCGGUGUUCUCCGCGCUGCGGCUGCGGUUCUCGCCCGCCCUCGAGGUUGAGUCCGAGCUGUGGAUGGAGGCCUCCGGAAGAUACGUCGAGGCGGAGCUCACGAACGCCGCGAGGAAGCGCUUCCUGGAGACCCUCGCUGGGGGGCAGAGGAGCCGCCCGGCGGGGCCGCGUGGCAGCGAGGUGCCCGUCGGCCGCGGAAGCCACCGCGGCCGGCGCGCCCGAGCCGGCGGCGGACGGGGACGGCGGCUCUACGGAGGCAGCCCCCGCGGACGCCGCGCGGCCCCGCGGCCGGCCUGGCCGCAGGCGCGAGCGGCAGCCCGCGGCGAGGGAGCCCGAGACGAAGGUGGCCAAAUUAGUGCGGCGGUGCAGGGAGAAGGGCGAGGACCGGCCUCUGCUCGGCGGCGUCUUCAGCGCCGCGGGCGCGGGCGCUCUUCGGCGGCAGCCGCGGCGGGAGGC
Molecule: messenger RNA, 969 nt
Organism: Prorocentrum cordatum
Lineage: Eukaryota; Dinophyceae; Prorocentrales; Prorocentraceae
Source: the annotation of a GenBank genome assembly